This is a messenger RNA of Stylophora pistillata, 3468 nucleotides long. Its product is annotated as anoctamin-4. Gene Ontology annotation, biological process: chloride transmembrane transport. Gene Ontology annotation, cellular component: plasma membrane. Gene Ontology annotation, molecular function: protein dimerization activity; chloride channel activity. The record is from RefSeq and is a predicted model, not a curated record. NCBI's taxonomy places the organism in Eukaryota, Metazoa, Cnidaria, Anthozoa, Scleractinia, Pocilloporidae.
UUCAAUCAAGGUUUUCCUCUCUCUUUCUGGUUGUUUUUACUUCAGAAUGCGCGGAAAUAUGCAGAAAUAUCGAAAACUGUCCAUUUCUCGUCUUCUUUGGAGCGACCUGACGGAAACUUCAGGGAGAAAUCCAGCGUCACGCCAUAAACAUAACUUACGUGUAUGUUUAUGAUAAAUGACCGGUGUUACGAUAGUUUCGAGUAGAUCAGCCAAUUUUAACAUGUUUCAAAUGACAGACAAGUAUAACGGUGUAUCGUCAGAGGAUUUUGGAUUGCCAAAAUUCUCAAGACUGAAGGUACAUUACUCGGAAUCUGGAUGAUAUCAGCACACGAUUUAAGAGAUCCGAUCUCAUGCAUAUCAGCUGCAGAAAACACUGGAGACAUAAGUGAAACGCAUCCUGCGUCUUCCACCGUCUAUGAAUCACCAAUUGCGUCUGGCAAACCACGACAAAGUCCUUCCCCAAUUUGUUGGAGUCAAACAUCGCAGAAGCGCAAUAGUUACGUGACAGCGAUAAGCACUUCGGAAAUAAACCUCGAGUGCCUAACUAGCAGUGAAAACCCUUCGACGAUGGAAGAAAUUCUUUUACAAGACAUGGGCGGUCAAGGUCGAUGGGGAUCGUUAAGUAAACGAGAAUUGUUGAAUAAGAAAAUUGAUUACGUGUUAGUUUAUUCUGAACCUGAGUUGGAGAAGAGAAAUGAAGAGGAAGAAAGAGAAAAAGCGGAGAUGAGAGAAAAAUAUGAAGAGAAUCUGAAAAAGCAAGGCUUGAUGAUAGAACAUGUAACAUCUACCGAACAGGAAAACCUUUUGUUCGUUCUUAUUCACGCUCCUUGGGACGUUCUUGCCAAGUGCGCAGAGGAAAUGAUGAUUCGGGUCCCUGUUCGCGAGCCUGAAAGGCCAACACACCUCAAGUCUUCGAAAAAGAGUAAAUGGAUUCAAAAGGCUAAAAAUGUUCUGAAUAUUUUCCAACUUCAAGAUCGUUCUCUCAUGAAGCCUGAUCGCCAAGUAACAGCGUUUUUUAGUCGGGCAAAGUCAGACUGUUUCCUUAUCGAAGACAAGGAAACGUUUUUUUCUGACAUUGACCGAAGCCGCAUGACGCAUCGCUUGCUACUCUCGACGAAAUAUUCGUCUGAAAUGGACGACUUCGGAAUCUCUCGUCUACUGCACAAAGGGGUCUACGAAUGCGCAUAUCCUUUGCACGAAGAUCUUCGGAUAGAGAGGGAAGACAAUCUUCCGACAAACGAACGUCAACGAUUAUGUCAAAACUGGGCGUCUUUUAGUCAGUGGUACAAAUUCCAGCCCCUGAAUGCGGUAAAGAAUUACUUUGGGACUCGAGUAGCGUUGUAUUUUGCUUGGUUAGGAACAUACAACUUCAUGCUUGUCAUUGCUGCCUUAGUCGGCUUAUGUUGCUUCAUAGCUGGUCUUAUAACAAUGGAAACAUUUCAACCUGUAAAAGAUAUAUGUGAUGAGAGGAACUCCGAUUUGUUUUACAUGUGUCCGCUUUGCGACAAAGAUUGCAGUUACUGGACCCUCACAACGAGUUGUGAUUACGCUACAGUAUCGCAUCUGUUUGACCACGAAGGAACGGUGUUCUUUGCCGUUUUUAUUUCUUUCUGGGCAACCGUGUUUCUGGAGAUGUGGCGGAGACGCGAAAUAAGCCUAGCUCACGAAUGGGACAUGUUGCAUUUUGAAGAACAAUUUGAACCGCCAAGGCCAGCGUUUGUUACCAAAGCCAAAAACAAGCGACCCAAUCCUGUGACGGGUAGAUUGGAGCCCUAUAUUCCUUUUUCGUUGCGUGUAGGGAGAUUCACUUGCGGUUUUAUGGUAGUUUCGUUCAUGGUCUUGCUCGUAAUUGCUACUUUAGUUGGAGUUGUCAUUUACAGAGCAGCCAUGGUCGCUGUUUUGUCCGCCUUCCCGGACGAAGACAUACAAAAAGGCGCGCGAAUUAUAACCUCUCUGACAGCCUCUGUUCUUAAUCUUGUCGCCAUUACUGUGCUGGGAGUUGUGUAUGAGAAAAUAGCGAUUGCGCUCACAGAAUGGGAGUCCCCCCGGACCAGAACAGAGUAUCAUAACAUUUUAACCCUGAAGCUAUUUUCUUUCCAGUUUGUAAACAUGUACUCGUCGCUGUUUUAUAUAGCGUUCUUCAAAUGCGGUCACAUCGUAGGAUAUCCUGGGAACUACAAUCGAAUCGGUGGGGGACGAAUGGAAGGAUGUGAUCCGUCGGGAUGUUUCAUUGAGUUGUGUAUUCAGUUAGCUGUUAUCAUGGUUGGCAAGCAGUUCAUUAAUUCCAUUUCCAAGUUUGCUAUUCCAUCUAUAGUGCGUUGGUGGUACGGACGAAAGGAAAAAGAAUCAAAUGCACAUCCUGAACAAUGGGAGAAAGAUUAUUUUAUUAAUAGUGAACCAGAGUUGAGAAUGUUCUACGAAUACCACGACAUGGCGAUCCAGUUUGGUUUUGUGACCAUGUUCGUAGCCGCGUUUCCGCUGGCUCCUUUGUUUGCACUCAUCAACAACAUCCUGGAACUUCGCAUUGAUGCCAUAAACUUCGUGAUUAACUUCCGCCGACCAGUGGCAGAGCGGGCUCAGGGGAUUGGAGUCUGGUUCGGAAUUCUUCGCACCAUGAGCUGGUUUGCCGUAGUUGUGAACUCUUUUGUGAUCGCCUUUACAUCAGAAUUUAUUCCAAGGGAAGUUUACAAAUACGCAUACAGCUCCGAUGGAAGUUUAACCGGUUAUGUCAAUAACAGCUUGUCUUACUUCAACAUCAAAGACUUCAGUGAUAUGGCUUUACCACGAGAUCCUUUCAAAAACUUACCGUAUAACAAAUCCUACUGUAGGUACAAAGAGUAUUUUGACCCACAAGAGCCAUACGAUUUCAACCGCCAAUAUUUCUUCGUACUCGCUGUCCGUUUAGCCUUCGUCAUCAUCUUCCAAUAUUUCGUGUUCUUCAUCGUUAGUCUCUUGGGUUGGUUCAUUCCUGAUAUCCCCCGCAAACUUGAAGUGAAGAUAAAGCGCGAGAGUUACGUCGCCAAGCAGUGCUUAACUCGAAGCGAGGCUGAAGCUUCGCGUGACCUGGACGCACGUGUGUCGCACACUGACGGUUCUACAAACUCUCUUUACAUGUCGUGCGAGAAUGUAAACAGAUCGAGAAAAUCUAGUAGUGUUGCAGGUGGAAGCAGAUUUGGCAUCAAUAGAGUAUGACCACAAUAUACAGCCGUGAAGGAUGGAAUGAGAAGAUUGGUUUACCUCUGAAUCUCGUUUGGGCUUUGUCCUUUGAACUUUAAUUUUAAUUUGGUUUAGGACGAGUCGAAACUUAUAUUCUGUUUGGCGUAGUUUGUAUAAUGUCUUUAAGGUGUUCCCUCUUUCUUUUGGUUUUAUGAGUCCCCAUUUUUCUUGGAACAGACUCAUUAGAGACUUUUUGUGGCUUGUGUUCUAACUGAAUUCAAUUAAUAAAUGGAAGUGAAUCGACGAACUGCA